GUCACGCCCCCAGAGGUCACUUACUGACCCAUGCGCUGAAUAAAUAGAAAAGGCUCGAGCGGAGUUUAAAGCUGGACAGAUUCGCCUUCAUUCUGCAGAAUAAAUCGCCAUCAUGAUCAACUGGAAGGCUCUGGAUAACGUGCCGGUGUUGCUCUACAUCCUGGCUCUGAAGACGCUCUUGCUGUGUCUGGCGUUUGCGGGAACGAAGCUCUACCAGAGCAAGAAAGCAGAAGCGGCUCUGAAACGGCAGAUGGAGAUGAAGAGGAAACUCGCCCAACAGACGCAGGAGCUCAUCGAUAACAAGAAGGACGACUGACGUGAAGAACGGGUGAAGAACGGGUGAAGAACGGGUGAAGAACGGGUGAAGAACGGGUGAAGAACGAGACGGACGAGCGGCUCUGUGUUUCUGGUGCAGAUGUUGAAGCCAAAGCCUCGACGACGCGGACUUGCUUUUUAUACACCGUUUUUAUUUAUUAUCUCUGACGUUUGUAAAUAAAAAUGUUUUUCUAUCUGUA
Molecule: messenger RNA, 515 nt
Organism: Puntigrus tetrazona (Sumatra barb)
Lineage: Eukaryota; Metazoa; Chordata; Actinopteri; Cypriniformes; Cyprinidae
Product: small integral membrane protein 11A-like
Exons: 2
Coding region: 113-316 (67 amino acids)
Source: RefSeq, a predicted model, not a curated record